CCUUUCUAUGUUUUUACAUUAAUCGUUUAAGAGCGGCCAAACUUUAGACUACCACGCUCGCAAAGCAGUAAUGGUUUCGCUACUUGAUAUCGGCCAGAAUCUCCGUGGCCGUGUAUCGACGUAUUCUAUUGUCAAGGAACUUCAUUGGGCAGCAGAUCAAGGAGCUAGCGGAAGAAAAUGUAUCGUGAAGAGUAUUUGGGGCCACUGGCGACUUGAAAAUGAGGUCUCUAUUUUGCGCAAGUACCAGGCUAUGAGCCCCUUGUUUUGCCCACUUGAGGAUGAGAUUGUAAACCUACCUGACCUGCCGUCCAUUAUCUUCGACCUUGGUGCCGAGUCAAAACGGCAAAGGUUAUCUCGACCUGAUAUCAAGAAGGUGGCUAAAAGCGACAGCAUGGUCCAUACUGAUAUUAAACUGGACAACAUAUUCGUGGAUCUUGGUCAGCAAGGUGACCCUGAACGAUUCACUGAUAUCCAGCUAGGAGAUUAUGGGGGUGUAGUCUCCAAGUACUCCAAGUUUGCUACGGAGCUGGGCCACCUCAUCGGCGCAAGUUUUACCUGUAGCCCUAAAGCACAGCUUGGUCUCUUAUGGGGGACAUUGAUGGACAUUUGGUCUUUUGGAAACGCUAUUCUCACCUUAUUGUACGGUGGAGGGUUUCAUCUCUUCAAUCCUGCUAAUGAGGGUUAUAAACCUGAAGAUGAACACUAUGAACUGGUGGAGAUCGCCGACGAUAAUGCCGCAGGCAUUAUCGACUUUAUUUAUAGCAUGGGCCCCCCAACGAAACCCUUUCGUCAAGUCACAUGUCGCGAGAUACCGCCUGCUGACUGGGAUUUUAUCCUUAAAAUCAUGAAGCUUGAUUACCGUGACCGUCCCACCGCCGACCAACUUCUGGAGGACGAAUGGUUUAGCGAGGAGUCUGAGGAUACUCGAGAGCCACUGCCUCCUAAGUAACAAGAAAUUUCAGCACCUAAGAAGGGGAAAGCUAUAUUGUUGUAGCAUCGAGGUGGUGUUGAUAGUUAAUUGAAUAAGAUGGUGAUGAUUAUGAAGGCG
Molecule: messenger RNA, 1048 nt
Organism: Colletotrichum navitas
Lineage: Eukaryota; Fungi; Ascomycota; Sordariomycetes; Glomerellales; Glomerellaceae
Product: serine/threonine protein kinase
Exons: 7
Coding region: 71-949 (292 amino acids)
Biological process (GO): protein phosphorylation; stress-activated MAPK cascade; cellular response to oxidative stress
Cellular component (GO): nucleus; cytoplasm
Molecular function (GO): ATP binding; MAP kinase activity
Source: RefSeq, a predicted model, not a curated record